Molecule: messenger RNA, 2202 nt
Organism: Fomitopsis serialis
Lineage: Eukaryota; Fungi; Basidiomycota; Agaricomycetes; Polyporales; Fomitopsidaceae
Exons: 7
Coding region: 1-2202 (733 amino acids)
Biological process (GO): regulation of cell cycle
Cellular component (GO): nucleus
Source: RefSeq, a predicted model, not a curated record
AUGAGCCGCCCUUCGCGAUCAAGCAUGGGCCCGCCACAAAACAUGCCUCCGCCCCUCGAAAUCAUCAUGGGCCCACCACCACUGCCCCCGCAGGCCUCCCAGCCUCGCGAAAGCAGCUCCAAGAAGGCCCCGGACCCGGACGUGCCCGAAAAAUACGCAAAGCUCGUGCGCAAGUACAAGGAACUCGAGGAGAAAUUCACUGAGUCUCAGUUCCAGCUACAAAGGUCCGGCGAGCGCAACCUCAAAUGGCGAGCAGAACGCGCUUUACUGCUGGAUCGUAUCACCGAGCUCGAGACCAACCCCCAGGUCAACCCCGGUGCACCCAUCCCCGGCCCCCCUUUCACCGCCUUUCCGCGCUCCCUGCUGUCCGUAAACAGCCAGAAACACUUCGUGAGCAACCUCCGCCAGGCCAUUGACGAGGUGGACCAGGAAGACCCCAACAUUGAUCCUGUUGUCCUUUCCCGCCACAUCGGGCCCGACGCGCGCAAGCGCCAGGAGGAGCAGCGCAGACAGCAGGAAGAGGACGAGGCGCGGGAGGCACGGCGGCAGGCGAGACGGCCGCGAACGACGCAGAAGGGGAAGGAGAUGAGUGUCCCGGUGCAGCAGUACGCGCCACCGCACCCGUCAAUGCAGGGCCAGGGAAAUGGGGUACCGCCCGUGCUCGUGUCGAGCUCGGGCACCAGAUUGAGACUGAAGCCACCCGCGCCGCCCUCUGGGGAGGCGAGUCCCCCGCCGGGGUCGUCGAUGCAGCCCCCCCUGCCGCACGGCCUCAUGCAGGGCCACCGCCGCUCUGAGUCGCCCGGCUCCCCCAUGAUGUCCCCGCAUGACGAGUAUCCCCCGCCUGUGCCGGGUGCGGCGUACUCGCCGUCCUUUCGGCCCGCAGGAGCAGAGGCCAUAGCAAACGCGCCGCCGUCGCAAAGUCAAAUGCAGAUGACCCUACGUACAUCGUCGUCAGGCGCCCUCGCCGCGUCACGCCCGACGGAUAUUCAGCGUCACGCAAAGCCGAAGCGACUGAAAGCGCAUACCGUGCAGAGCAAGAGCUUCAGCAUACCCAUGGUGCCCCGCGACAAGAAAGGCCGACCGCUCCUCCCCCUUGUCGUCGGCAUCAUGACCGUCAUCAACCUCGGUGAUGUGUGCAUGCGCGAGCACUUCCACACCGAGCGAUACAUCUUUCCCAUUCACUACGAGGUGACCAGGCGCUACCUGUCGAUGGUCAACCCCGACGCAGAGGCCAUCUACCAUUGUACCAUCCUUGACGGAGGCGACGGGCCGACGUUCCAGAUAACUCCCCAGGAUAAACCUGAACACAAAGUCCUCGCGGGCACCGCGACCGGCGCGUGGUCGACCAUCGUGAAGGAGGCGAACCGCAUACGGAACCGACAGCACUCAAACUCUAACACUAUCAAGCACCUGAUCCAGGAACUGCCCAACGCGCAUCAGUUGAAGGACUACGUCUGGCAGCACUUCGUCGAGGGCGGACCCCUUGGUGGCAGGCACGCCGCGGUGAUCCCGGCGCUUCCGGAGGAUAAUGACCAGGCGGAAGGUGGCCGACCAGACGGGGGCCCGUACUAUUCGGAGAGAGGCAAGGAGGGGGACCACAGAGAGCUGCAAAUCAUACAGGUUGACGCGGAAGAUCCGUCGAGGCCACAACCAUAUCAUCCGCCGCCUUCUACCAUGAAACCGAUUCAAUUCCAGCAAGAAUAUCAAGAAUAUGUUCCCCCACAUGCUCGGGACGCACCACCACAGCGCGGACGACGAAGCUCACGCACGAGUAAUCCUGCGUAUGAAGAUUACGGGCCUACCGGCAACAACCCAGUUCGCGGCGAGUCGCCGUCAAGUACACGGAUGUCGCACUCCCCCGUCAUGCACCGGGAGCGGGAGAACCGGGAGAGGUAUUCACCACCGCCUCAGAUGUCCGCUCAUCACACGCGCUCGCAGUCGCACUCAUCCAUGCCGUCCCCUCGUGGACACCACCACUCACCCUAUCAUCCCGGCACGUCGAACGGCGAGGCCGCACGCCACUAUCCCACUAGGUCUGGCGCCUCGCCGCCACCCUAUCAUGCACGCAUAUCCUGCACCACCGAUGGCGGCCAACGGGGCACCGGCCCGCCACCCCCAGAAGAGUACGCAUACGCAAACGGGUCCAACGGCCGGCGAAAUGGCCACGCGAGCGCGAACGUGCAGUCGUUCCCACCCGGGUAG